Molecule: messenger RNA, 2052 nt
Organism: Pezoporus flaviventris
Lineage: Eukaryota; Metazoa; Chordata; Aves; Psittaciformes; Psittacidae
Gene: TSPAN32
Product: tetraspanin 32
Exons: 8
Coding region: 69-797 (242 amino acids)
Cellular component (GO): membrane
Source: RefSeq, a predicted model, not a curated record
CAUGCCUCCCUUUGGGGAAACCCAGGCUUUAUCAAGGGCUGGAGGGACGACUCUGGGGACAAGCAGCCAUGGGAGUCAGAUGCGGGAUGAAGGCCACCAAGUGCCAGCUGCUGGUGACCAGCCUCUGUGUCAUGCUGCUGGGGUUGUCCAUUGCCACGCUGAGCACAGUCACCCACUAUGGGCCACAUUUCACCCUCAUCAGAGACAUCUCCCUGGAGAGCAACUCUUACAGAGUCAUCCACCACACAGCUUUCUACUUUGGGAUCUGCAUCAGCAUGACCCUGAUCCUCGCAGCCCUGCUGGGCUCUGUCGCCAUGGUGCGGGAAUCGCAAAGCCUCACUGCCAUGGGAUUUUUCUGUUUUGCUCUGGCCUUCUGCGGAUUGGUCCCAGCUGCCUGCUGGAGAUACACGCACAGCACGGAGGUGGAAGAGAGUAUGAUGGAUGUGUAUGAUCUUGUGUAUGAGGAGGUGAGGAGGAAUGCCUCCAGCUUCAGGAGGCACGAGCUGACUGCCAUCCACAAAGCAUUCCUGUGCUGUGGGAAGCAUUCUCCUUUUGGGGACACAACCAACAUUGACAGCAAGACAUGCCCACCUGGCCAGGCAAAUGAUGCCGGACAGGACUGCCUCCGAGAGAUCCAGUUCUUCCUGAAGAAGCACAUGGACUUUGUCACCACACUCCUGGGCAUCACCAUUGGCUUCACGGUUUAUGGAAUGAUCUUGACUUCAUUCCUCUGGUUCUCCAUCCACUUCAGCAGCAACCUGGAUAGGAAAGGAAAAUACAUUCUGCGAGAGAGGUAGAAAUCCAUCACCUGGGCAUCCCCACCAGGCAGAGCCAGAUUUUGCACAGGAAGAUGUCUGAAGUCACACACAGAAUCCCCUGGGAAGGCUUUACAUGGGUUCAGGCAGCGGGGUGUGUGUGUCAUGCAUUUCCCCUUCCUGCACUACUAGCUGUUGUGUGUUUCUGAGCUGGUCAGAGCAGAUGGUGCUCUGAGGAGGAGCAGUGCCACACCUUCGCCAAAAAUGAACAAGGCCUGAGACGCACUGGAGGACUGAGAAACUGGAGCAGGUUGCCCAGAGAAGCUGUGGCUGCCCCAUCCCUGGCAGUGUUCAAGGCCAGGUUGGAUGGGGCUUGGUGCAACCUGGUCAAGUGGAAGGUGUCCCUGCCAGUGGCAGCGUGGUUAGAACGAGAUGAACUUUAAGGUCACUUCCAACCCAGACUGUUCUGUGAUUCUAUGAUGCACCUAGGCUUGGAGAUGCAGAUCAGCUCACCAGGAGACAUAGGGGCUGUAGCUCCACAAACAGGACACAAAGAGCCCCUUAAGACAAAGAUGGAGAGAAAAGCCCAGCAAAAAUCACAGCAUUAAACCAAACUUCUCUUGUGCUGUCAUCUGAGCAUUCCCUGUGACCCCCAAAGAUGUAAUAUUUCUAGGAAGAUGGCUUUGGAUCACAGCCUGGGAUAAUCUUGGACCAUUGGCAAAUAUAUGGACACAAGGUGUGUCACUGGUGAUGGGAAAUGUGUUCUUGUAGCUUGGACGCUCAUAUUGAUUGACUUUGGGCAUGUUUCUGAUCAUGCUCAAGUAUGUAGGAAGCCAAUGACUGUCAGCUGUUUUUCCCCUGUUUUCAAAUAUUGCCAGACUUACACCAGCUACCAGCUUUUGGUAGAGAUCAGGAAAAAAAUCAGAAAAACAGUGCAUGAGCUUUGAAACAAAUAACCAGCAAACAGACGCUCUUAUUCCUCUUUAUUAAUGCAAUACACCAUGAUUUUUUAAUUCCUAGCACGUAGUCAACCUCCUAGAGCUUGAUGCCACACUGUUUUCACAGGGGCUUGUUCAACUUCUAUCCUUAGCUCUGUGUUUAUCUAGCUUCACUAACCCACAACACUGCUGUGCAAUACAAAAGGACUUUGAUAUUACACAUACACGCAGGUCUGAAGUUUAAAUCUAUAAAAGAACAGGACUGAUCUUCAGCCAGGUCAAACAAUACAAUGUCCAACUCCAUGUCCUCUCUUUACAUCAUCACCUUAUCAAUAAUAAACAGAAAUUUUAAAAGCCUC